Staurois parvus is the source of this 1182-nucleotide messenger RNA. The record is from the annotation of a GenBank genome assembly. Lineage: Eukaryota; Metazoa; Chordata; Amphibia; Anura; Ranidae.
AUGACAGACCAAAGUAAUGGCACCACCAGCUCCUCAAAAGCCAGAAGCGUCCUCACCUGGGAGCAAGUAGACCGCUUGAACAGCUUUCUGACAGAAGUGGUUCCCAUCCAUGGACGUGGCAACUUUCCCACCUUGAAGAUCACAUUAAAAGAAAUUGUGCAGCUGGUGCGCAGCAGACUAGAGGAUGCUGGGAUCAAAGUCAGGGAUGUGAGGCUCAAUGGUUCAGCAGCCAGCCACGUCUUGGUGAAAGAUAAUGGCCUUGGCUAUAAAGAUUUGGAUUUGAUAUUUGGUGUCAACGUGCCCUCAGAAGCAGAGUUCCAGCUUGUGAAGGAUGUGGUUAUUGGUUUACUUCUGAACUUUCUGCCCGAGGGAGUAAACAAGGAGAAAAUCAGUCCGGUGACUCUGAAAGAGGCCUAUGUCCAAAAGCUGGUCAAGGUCUUCACAGAUGCAGACCGCUGGAGCUUAAUAUCCCUCUCCAACAAAGACGGGAGGAACAUCGAGCUAAAGUUUGUCAACUCCAUCCGCCGUCAGUUUGAGUUUAGUGUGGACUCCUUCCAGAUUGUUCUGGACUCGCUUCUCUUCUACCAUGACUGUUCUGAGAAUCCCAUGUCUGAGCACUUCCAUCCCACAGUCAUUGGUGAGAGCAUGUACGGAGACUUCGAGGCUUCUCUAAACCAUCUGCGCAACAAACUCAUAGCUACAAAGAACCCAGAGGAGAUCCGAGGUGGUGGCCUCAUGAAGUACAGCAAUCUGCUGGUGCGUGACUUUAAGCCAUCAGACAAGGAGCAGAUUAAGUCUCUAGAACGUUACAUGUGUUCUCGUUUCUUCAUAGACUUCUCAGAUAUCUUUGAACAGCAACGCAAGUUGGAGUCCUACCUCCAGAACCACUUUAUUGUAGGUGAGGAGAAGAGCAAGUAUGACUACCUAAUGAUCCUACGGAAAGUGGUUAACGAGAGCACAGUGUGUUUAAUGGGACAUGAACGCAGGCAGACUCUGAAUCUCAUCUCUCUGUUGGCACUCCGGGUGCUGGCGGAACAAAACAUUAUACCAAACGCCACGAACGUCACCUGCUACUACCAGCCUGCCCCUUACGUCAGCGACGCCAACUUCAGCAAUUACUACAUUGCCAACACUGCCGUCUCCUACAGCCAGUCCUAUCCAACAUGGCUUCCUUGUAGCUAG